AUGCGUACUUUUCGGAGAAAGGAUCAUCUCCUUCAGCAUUUGCGGCUUUUCCACCGUCUCGAUGUUAUCCCAUUAAUUGAGGAUUGGAAACGUGUCACCACGGACUUCCCUUCCCGGUGUGGAUUCUGCGACGGUCGCAUGUCGACCUGGGAGGAGCGGGCCGAUCAUCUGACAUUUCACUUUCGCAAAGGCUGCACCAUGGCCAAUUGGAAAGGCGAUCAUGACUUUCCUCCAGAUAUCACCGCACAAGUGACAAACAGUGUCCCGCCGUAUCUGCUGGACUUCGAAUCACGAACUUUCGUCCCUUUCUCUGCCACUAACAGAGAUACCAAUGAUCAUCUCUCUCAGAUGCUGUCCCGGGCCACAUUCGUGGAUGCAUCAGGCGUGCCCCAAGUGCUUCCGGAAUCUGCGGACACGGAGCUGCAGCCGGUCCAACAGCCUCAAUUGGAUUCUUACACCGAAGUUCUUACCCGUCAUUUAAGUCAUUACGCACAACAGAUGAUGAGCCGAGGCAUUAUCCCCACCGAUGAAAUGUUUCAGGCAGAGGCAAGACGUCUUUCGUAUGAUUCCGAGGAUCAGUGGGACCAAACGAUAGCUGAUAAUCUUGAAUGGUUGGCUAAAUUUCGCGCAGAGCAAAGCAGCAAGGGUGCUUUUCAGACUCUGGAGCAAGGCCCUAUGGGGUAG
Molecule: messenger RNA, 684 nt
Organism: Penicillium mononematosum
Lineage: Eukaryota; Fungi; Ascomycota; Eurotiomycetes; Eurotiales; Aspergillaceae
Exons: 1
Coding region: 1-684 (227 amino acids)
Source: RefSeq, a predicted model, not a curated record